Messenger RNA from Zychaea mexicana, 2549 nucleotides. RefSeq lists its product as uncharacterized. NCBI's taxonomy places the organism in Eukaryota, Fungi, Mucoromycota, Mucoromycetes, Mucorales, Lichtheimiaceae. The record is from RefSeq and is a predicted model, not a curated record. The transcript is spliced from 7 exons. The coding region runs from base 328 to 2226 and encodes 632 amino acids.
GUGUUGUACAAGCCAAGUCUUUGUGCCAUGGUCAACCCGAAAAAAAAAGACUUGCAAGCAAGGUCAAGUAAACAGCAACAAGUAAAGCCUUUUCGUUCCCGCUAUCUCUCUUGUUUUUUUUUCCUUCUUCAUACGCUGGUAUAACGGGCCCCACUUCCUUUUCCUUCUUCUUUACCUUUUGUGCUUGUGACCAAACAACAAGAACAGCGCUCCCUCACUUUCAUUCUCAUACAAACAACUCGCAACAUACAUCUGGGUGGGUUCAUCAUCAUUCCACAAGUCUUUUAAUUCCUCUCCCCACCUCCAUCAAGAAAAGCUCAUGCAAAAAUGUCGACGACGCCUGAGAUGCAAACCGUGAUCCAGGUUCUUCAGCAGAACAUUGAAAGUCUCAGCAACGACAAUCUAGAGCUUCGAGGAAAGCUCGACGAACAGCAAGAGCAGCAACGGGAAUUGAGCAACGACAACAGCUACCUCCAAAAAAAAUUAUCCGCAAUUCAACAAGAAAAUCAGACGCUGAGCAACACUCAGGCUCGACUGGAAACACAGCUCUAUGCACAGGAACAGGACAACACUGACUUACGCAAAGAAAUCCAACAGCUGGCAAAGGCUAGAAAGGAUGCCGAGAAAAAGCUAACUAACGAGCUUGAGGAUUUUGAAAACGACCGAACUCGGUGGCAACAGCGCGAAGCGGAUCUGAUCAAUCAGGUCCGUUCAUUAAACUCAACGCAUGGUGAACCUCGUACCCCGCGCACCCCAAGACGUCGUAGCAUCACUGCCACUACCAUGAACGGAACCAGCAUGAGCCCCUUCACAAACUAUCCACUCGGUGAUAUCGAUGAAUAUGAAGGACGGGAGAAUGGUGCAGCUGCUGAGGGUAAUAAUACCGUGCCUGCCCCGAGCGCUCCCGUCACGGCGCCUAAACUAGCCGCAAUUGAUGCAUCAUAUGCACGAGAGGCCAAGAUUGCUCAGCGCACGAUCAAAGCGCAGGACAAGCUGAUUGCAGACCUGAAAAGCGAGAUUGAGCAGCAGAAAUCGGUUAUCCAAGAACAACGCAGCGAAGUACAGCAGCAAUCGCUCCGUUUGGAGCACCUGGAUCAUGAGAUUGCCAAUGUCAAGCAAGUCAACCGCUCGCUGAUGGAGGAUAAUGAAAGCUACCAAAUCUUGCUACACGAAAAGACCAUCAGUGGCGAGUUUAUGAUGAAUCCAAUCAUGCAGAUUGAGAAAGAUGGAAGCGCGUCGCCUACGAAUGAGCACAAGGGACGAAGUCUGAAGCCGUCCACAAGCACCAGCAGCAACGGAUUGAAUCUGGCUGCCGAAUUGAAUCUUGCUUCGGUUGGCACUCCUGACUGGGAAGCGAGCCAGAAGGCAAAUGAGACGGAUCAAACUGUACUUAAGCUGACAGACGAGAACAAGGUGCUCCAGGAUACAAAUCGUGCUCUUCAGCUAUAUAUGAACAAGAUUCUCAUGAAGAUCAUCAACAACAAGCAGUUGGAGGAUGUGCUAUCCAUUGACCAACCCAAACCACAACCCACUAUUGUAACGUCAACGCAGCAGCAGCAGCCAGCAGCAAAGAACAGCAGAUUGGCUCAACGCGCUGGACAGAAGCAACAACAGCAACAACAGAAGCCGUCGUCGUCGUCGUCGUCGUCAUUAUCGUCAUCGAACAACGCACCUGCGCCGAGCCGGACGCUGUCGAGCAGCUUAUUAGGCAAAUCCGCAACCAGUCGUCAACAACGUCGUCGCACGAUUUCGUACUGGGGUAGCAAUAAGCCCCAAAUCCCAGCUGCAGCAACAGUCGAAAAAGCGAGUUCCGAGGCCGAGUUGACUGUUCCAGCCAAUGCAGCAAAUGACAAGAGCUCCCGUCGACACAGUUCGAUCGCUGGUAAGGAACCCGAGCGACCCCAGGCAGCAGCUACUACCACAAGCAACAGCGGAUGGGCUAAGGCAUUGCGUCGUAUGAGCGGUAUUGGGUGGUCGAGCAAACCAGCUGGGGGUAGUGACAAUGAAGCUACUAUGACACCAGAUGAGCAGGACAGUUUGAAUACCAGCCACAGCAGUACAUCGAGCAGUGGCAGCAGUACGGAUAAAACAUCGUCAGAAUCGGCUCGAAAGCUUCCAAUUGCCGAAGGAUUGAUUGCUGCACCCAGCAUGAGCCGGUCAACCAGCACCAACACGUCGUCAUCGUUACGCCGUAGCAACGAAUUGGCCACUCUUCAGGAAGAGUAAAAAGAAGAAACUUCUUUUUAUAUUUUUAUUUCUCUUUAUCUGUACUUCUUCCCCGUUCUCUCUUUGAACCCAUAUUAUAUCAAUCAGCGGUUCUCUAUGUCUUAUUUUAUCCUCCUUCUUCUUUUUCACCUUCCCAGAACUUAAACUAUUAUUUAUAUAUUUUCUUCUUCUUUUCUUCUCUCUGACAACCAACCUCCAAAUCCCCAUUAUCUUAUAUGCCUGUGUUCAUACCCUCUCCUUUUCUUUUUUCGAAACUACUACUACUACUGUAAACGAUUCUUUUUCGUAUUUCUCUUUUGUUAUAAAACAUUUACAUCAUUUCA